AAAUCAAAGUACCAACCUAGCCAUACUCAUUUGCAAAACGUUCUCUCCAGAUAGAAUAGAAAUUCCAUGAAUAGAGAGACUCCUUGUUAGGAACCUCUGAGAUACGUUUCUGAACAGUAUAUUUAUCUGAACCUUCCAAAAAUGUUGCGUACGCGAUCUGUCAGUUGUUGAAAGUUGUCGUUGGCCAUAUGUAAUAUAAUGUUAAUAAUGUCAUGUACAGUAUUGAACAGGGAAACUGAAAGACGAGAUUUCCACUUCAACUUACGUUGCCUCGCGGCUGUACUUGAAUAAGACACUGCCACACGCGUGUCUCUGCUCCUGUGACAAAUCUGGUCAACAUGUCCAUGUUCAGCACGGGCAUUCUGGUUCUCACAUCUCCCCUCCACACCCUCCCCCUGCGCAUUGCCCCGGUGCUCAGCUCAGCAGCCCAGGUGGUGGAGCGCACCCUCUACGUCCAUUUCCACCCAGGUCUGAACUUAGGCACCAGCGUGGGUCAGCCCAGGCCUGUCUUCAUCCCGCCAGUGGUGGACCUAUCCAGCCUUAUCACUGGGCUCUACAGCAAUGCUGCUAAUGUGUGCGCCCACCUGGAUGUACGGGUGCUCCUCACCAACGUACGCGCCCAGCCCAACAACACCACAAGUCCAGGGACAGGUGUGUCCGGGGGAGCGGGUAACCCCUUCCCCUCUCCACAGCCCCUCUCCCACUCCCCUGAGGUUGUUCUGACAGACUUCGCCCUGCAAGACCCGGGGCAGUCUCCGCUGGUAGCCCAGUGUCUGCAGAAAUAUGCUGGCAAAUGUUAUGUCUGCAAGCCUGGCUUGGUCUCCGUGCUGCUACACCCACAGCUGGAGAAGGUGGACAAGGUGGAGGAAGUCAGGGGCAGUGAAUUAGAGCCCAUGAAGACUUAUAGUGAGGUGGUGGUAGGGGGAACGUUUGACCGUCUCCACGGAGCACACAAGACGCUGCUAAAUAUAUCUUGCCUCUUGGCGAACAAGCGGUUCCUUAUCGGUGUGUGUGACCAAGACCUGCUGAAAAAGAAGGUGCUGAAGGAGCUGAUCGAGCCCUAUGCCCUACGGGUGCAGCACCUCAGAGAGUUCCUGCAGGACGUCAAGCCUUCGCUGCAGUAUGAGAUUGUGCCCCUGUCGGACCCCUUUGGACCCUCCAUCAUCGACGCUCAGCUGGAGUGCAUUGUGGUCAGUGAGGAGACCCGCAAAGGGGGCGAGGCUGUGAACAAGAAGCGCCUAGAAAACGGUCUGCCAGGGCUGGUGCUACAUGAAAUCCAGUUACUGAAGGAUGCCCACCACACUGAGAUAGAGGAGGAGAAGAUCAGCUCCUCCAGCCUCCGCUCGCGCCUCCUUGGCACCCUCCUCGCAGAACCAAAAGACAUGCCCCAUCUCCCCCUGGUACCCUAUAUAAUUGGCCUGACUGGAGGGAGUGGCAGCGGGAAGAGCUCCAUUGCCCGGCAGCUGGAGGCUCUAGGCGCAGCCCGCAUCGACAGCGACCAGCUGGGACAUGAGACGUACCGGCCAGGGGAGGUAGUCUACAACAGGGUGUUGGAGGAGUUCGGACAAGAUCUCAUAAAUGAGGACACAACUAUCAACAGACGUGCACUGGGCCUGAAAGUCUUUGGAAACAAGGAGCGGUUAAAAGCCCUCACCGACAUUGUGUGGCCGGAGAUAGCUUUACGGCUCAAGCAGAGGAUCCAACAGGCACGAGAGGAAGGUAAACAGGUGUGUGUAGUGGACGCGGCUGUGCUACUGGAGGCCGGCUGGACGGACAUCGUGCACGAGGUGUGGGUCGCUGUCAUUCCAGAGGAAGAGGCAGUGUCUCGGAUUAUGGCAAGGGACGGCAUUAGCCAGGAGGACGCUGUGCGGCGGCUGCAGAGCCAGUGGUGCAACGCACGGCAAGUGGAGCAGGCCAACGUGGUGCUCUGCACUCUGUGGGAGCCAGAGAUCACCCAGAGACAAGUAUGGAAGGCAUGGGAACUCCUUCAGAAAAGGAUCCAACAGAGACUGGAAAGAGCCAAGCCCUCAUCCUGAGCCAGAACUGGACACAUACACUACCACCCAUUUGUGGUUUCACACCACCUGAACAGUACAGACAGACUAUAACCCCAAGGGACAAGGGUAGCUCUGAAAUGCCCAGUGAAGUAGUCAUGUAAAGGACUUCUGCGAUAACAAACGUGAUGUCAUCAUUGAUUUUUCACACACUUGUUUUUAAUAACCGUUCAUUCACAAUGCUGUUGACGAGUGGGCAUUUAGCAAGAGAUGAAACAAGGCCAGACAAUGACAGCUGGAUUGUAUCCUGACCGCAAAAUUGCUGUGGUAAUUUCCAAUUAAGUUCAUUCCUUCCGAUCAUUCUGAGAGGAAAUGCUGUAUUCUUCGUAUUCUCUUAAAAAACGGAUUUAAUCGAGUCCUUAAUGUUAAAACAUAGCGAUUAAGUGCUCUGUCAGUUAAAGAUUUGGUGUUUAGAUUUUAACUUUUGGUUUUUAAUUAAUGACGUGUUAAAGCUUAAAUCAGACCAUCCUUGUUGUCUAAUUGAAUGAUGUAGUAUAAAUUCAAAGCUGUACUGUAAAUGCUCAUAUUUCAGACAAUUGCUUAGAUGGGUCUGUAUUUCUUUUCAAAGGCUUUGGGGCCAUCAAGUAUUUGUUAAUAUAGCUUUAAGUGUUGGGAGAAGAAUGUAUAGAAAAAUAAUAUUUUGGAUGUUUAUAAGGAAUUGUGGGAUAACAUUUUGUCAUUUCUAGAAUGAAAGCAAAAUAAAACUUACUAUCAGAAGAUUUAA
Molecule: messenger RNA, 2778 nt
Organism: Esox lucius (northern pike)
Lineage: Eukaryota; Metazoa; Chordata; Actinopteri; Esociformes; Esocidae
Gene: coasy
Product: CoA synthase
Exons: 10
Coding region: 339-2036 (565 amino acids)
Biological process (GO): coenzyme A biosynthetic process
Molecular function (GO): ATP binding; dephospho-CoA kinase activity
Source: RefSeq, a predicted model, not a curated record